CGCGUUAAGAACCAUUCGAUGGAAAAUGAGGUAGCCAUAUUGUAGUGGUGAGAAUAGCGAGUUAGACAAGUGUAUAUCAGAGAAAGUUGGCACGAUAAUUUGUUGUGAACCGAGCGGUUUGGAAGGGGCAUCGAAUUUGUUUUCUGAGCAGAUUGCCGAGCCCGGGGAGACACAAUGAGUGGAGGGACGCCCUACCUCGGGAGCAAAAUCAGCCUAAUUUCGAAGGCCGAGAUUCGCUACGAAGGAAUCCUCUACACUAUUGACACCGAGAACUCAACUGUCGCACUUGCGAAAGUUCGAUCCUUUGGUACAGAGGAUCGUCCUACUGAUAGACCCAUCCCACCUCGAGAUGACACUUUUGAAUACAUCAUCUUCCGAGGCAGUGACAUCAAGGACCUGACGGUGUGUGAGCCACCCAAGCCGUCAUGCUCUCUCCCCCAGGACCCUGCAAUUGUCCAGUCCUCCAUGAGCUCAGCCCCCUCGGCUGCCGCUGCCACCGCCCCGACCCCAUUCCAGUCUGCUGGCUCCUAUGGCCUCUUCAACCGGGCUCCAGUUCCUGCCUACAGCCAGUUCAGCAGCAGUCCCCUGGUUUCCCCCCAGUUUGGAGCCGUUGGUGUUGGACGAUCUGUGCCCUCCUUUGUGAGCGACACAAGCACAGCCACAAACCAGUCUCAGAACAGUGAAAUUGGCUCUGCUCUUCCCUCUGACUCACGAUCUCUGGGUACCCUUAUAACCGAAGGUCGCAGCAGCCCCAGCUUGGACCCCCUGCGGAAGAGCCCCACCCUGGAGCAGGCAAUACAAACCACCCCGACUGCAACGUCCUCUGCCCCCUCCGCUCCAGCCCCUGGUCUGGGACGCAGGAGCCCCGCCCAUGCCCGCACAGCCCCUUCCACCGCUGGCCACGGCAGUCAGAAAGCUCCGCACCAGGACAGCCUGGACCCAAGGAGGGGUGAGACUGUCAGGGGAGGCCGCAGCAGCCAGGGCUGGCCUGCACCCCGAACCACCUCCGCCUCUCACACCACUGCUGUAGAUAGGGCUACUACUGCAGGGUUUAUCCACUCUAUCUUUAGCAACUCAGCAGCUGCUGGUGCCCCGGCUAAUCGUCGUGGGCGGGGUGGUGGACACCGUGGCAGGGGGCGCUUCAACGUCCGCCGAGAUGGGCCCAUGAAGUUUGAGAAAGACUUUGACUUUGAGAGUGCCAAUGCCCAGUUCAACAAGGAGGAGAUUGACAGAGAGUUUCAGAGCAAGCUGAAGCUGAAAGAUGAGAAAAGUGACAAGUCGGAGAAAGCAGUGAAUGGAGAGGAUAAGGGCGACUCUGGUGUGGAAGUCCAGAACAGCGAGGGCACUGCUGAUGACGAAGGAGACCCGCUUGGCCCAAAUUGCUACUAUGACAAGUCCAAGUCCUUCUUUGACAACAUCUCCUGUGAUGAUACGAGGAAAGCAAAUGAGAAGUCCGGAGGCUCAGGUUUCCCAAGGGAACGGAGGCAGACCUGGGCAGAGGAGAGACGGAUGAAUGCUGAGACAUUUGGCAUCCCUCUGCGUCAGAACCGUGGCCGAGGUGGUUACCGUGGCCGUGGCAGCAUGGGCUUCCGUGGAGGUCGGGGUCGCUCCGCCAGCCGAGGGUCCUUUGGCCCACCACAUGGAGGCGGUGGCUUCAGGGGAGGAUACAGAGGAAGCCAGGGAGGACGGGAGUUUGCUGACUUAUCAGAGUACAGGAAGGACAACAAAAUUGCUGCAUAGUCCUAACGGAAGGAAGGAUCUACAGAAAGGUGCAACUCCUCAAGCUUAAAAAAAAAAAAAGAAGAAAAAAAAAAGGUUUUGGUUGCUAUGUUUUUGACUAAAAGAACCAAGAUUGUGUACUAGCUGUAUAUUUGUCACCAGCACUGGGGUAGACUGCUUGAAUGCAACUUAAUUUCCAUAUCUUUCAAUGAUGGAAACAACAACGCAGUCCGUCAGAAAAAAAAGUCAAGAUCUCUACAAAAUUAGUUCCAGGUGGCUGAAAAAAAUGUAUAAAUGUCAUAUUUCUGAGGGAUGUUAGUAUUUUUGUUUUUUCAGCAAUGGAUUCUCUUCUCUGCCCUUUCCUAAACCUGUAUUUGAUAAUAUUUUGUUAGCUGUCGAGGAUCGUACAUGAAUUCUUUGACUGUGAUGCUCACUGACAUAGCUUUAUAUUUUGGGGGGAGAUGUAUCCUGUAAUGUAAUUUCAGCACCAAAAUAGCCCGCAGGGUCUGUCACAGCUUUCUACCGUGUAUUUUUCUACUAUUACACAUACUUUAUCCUGUACUAGUCAGCCCAUUCACCGUCAUAUCUGUCCCACUUCAACAACAGUGGUUGUGUUUUUUUCACUAGAUCUUCUCACCUAAAUCUACUUCACAUUCACUUUUCACUUGCUACAACUUUUUAUUUGUCAAUGUCCAUCUGUACUUCUCCACAAAUAUAGGUUUGAAAUUGAUGAGGAUUUUUUUUUCACUAGCUGAAAUGUUCUAACCUUAGCAUAGGGAGGUGGUAGCCAUCAACACGUGUACUCUACUGGUUUUUGUGGUAGUGUUAUUCCCAGUCCACAUCUAAGGUUUAGAGUAGGAUGGGUCACUGAUUAGACCUUAGGUCAAAUCCCUCCCUUUUUUUCUUUUAUCUUUUGAUUUACUUUAUGGGCCACUGGUACAAACAUGACUAGAGUUUGAGAUGCUGUUUGCUGCAGAUACAUAUGUACUGUCAUUUAUAUAGACAAGGACUAAAAGCAUCUUAGCUAUAGCAGGCCACCACCUUUAUGUGCUUCCCAGCAAACGGGCCAGUUGAGAAUAAUUGCACUUUGUGACUUGGUUAAGUACCUUUUUUUGAGAUGCUACCAUUCAUAUGUAUGUGUUUAAUUUUUUUGUCAGGCGCUGCUUCAUGAGACACUAAUUUAUACCGCUUUAAUUUCAGCAUCCUCAAAUUUCUGAUAUCAAACAUCAAAGGAAACAACACAAGCCAUAGGCUCGUACCAUGUCAUCUUUUUAUCCAUCUGUUACAGCAAACUCCACAUUUACCUGGGAAAAACUCAAACCAAUGCCACUAACUUUGUCCCAUGGCACUGCAUGGUGGUUGAUAGCCUGCUUAAGCUACAAAAGUGAUGUCAACAGAACUAUAAAUAUAUGAAAAAACCUAGCAAAAUUACAUAACUGUCUGGGUGUAGCAACUUAGUUUCCUAGCAAUAUUGAUACUUAUUUUUGAGGUUGUGAAUGAUCAGGCCCAUUUGGGAUAGGGAUCUAAUGAACUUUGACUGAAUACUGUCUGAUCCCAUCUUGGCCUGGCAUGAUUUAAGUACUUAAACCAUUCAGUGACAUUUUGAUCUGGCAAGAAAUGUACAGAGUUGCACUUUCACAAUUUCAGAGUUGUUAUAAAAUUGUGUUUUUUGUUCAUCUGUUCUGAGAUUGUAUCCUGCUAAUAAUAACUUAGCAAUGUUGUCAUGAUACCUGACGGCCCAGAGUGAACAAGCUUGGAAAACUAGAAUUUGAAAUGGAGAUUGAUUGCAGAAAUAUUGUCCUUUUAUAGGCCUGGGUCAAAUAGUAUUUACAAAGUAAGAUGGGUGGGGUUUAACCACAUUUGAUGAGUUCAGAAUGAGUCAGGUACUUUGUCAGUCACAGAAAAGCGAGCAUCUGGCGCCCCACAUAUCUGGUACUCAGCAGGAUAAAACAAUUGCUAAGACUUUUCAUGCAAAUGCUGCUUGACCCUAGCCUUGUUAUUUAAACUUGUAUUUUAUAGAUGUCUACAUUAUGGCUUUGGCUCCAGAAUGGAAAAUCCCCAAAUUUAUUUCGAAAAGAUGUCAAGCUUGACAUGCAAAGCUACCUUUAAAGUACUUAAUUGUGCUCAGGAAAUGUAUAGAAAAAUAUUUUCUUGAUUUGCCUUAAUGCUAGAGAAUAACAACUAACGUCAACACAAGUUAGAUGAUUGAAAAGUAAUGGGAAAUAACCAGGAUUUUAGGCUUUGACAUCUAGUUGUAACUCAGUGGUUUGCACACUGCUAUUUGAACUUGAGUGCACAUUAGACUUUAAUUUCAGAUAUUUUCCAGGUUAAUUGAUUGCCAAGUUCUUUUUUUUUUUUCUUUUUUUUUUUUUUUGCUGUUUGGUUAAGUAGCUAUUCCUUUGCAUUAAGGCGCAAAAAAAAUUGAUUUUUUUUUUUGUUUGUUUUUGUUUUUGUUUAUCCCAUGUGAUUUUUUUGUUGUUGCAAGCCUUGAGGAAAUUAAGAUGAAACCAACAAAAUUGUCUUUUUUGUCACAGCAGCGUACUUGUAAAUCUGUGAAAUGUACCCACCAUGCAUAACUGAAAGAUUUCUGUUUUCCUUGAUGUUCUGUCCUAACUAAUUUGGCACCUUAUUUGGGCAUCCAGUCCAGGACAGAACUCUUUGGAUAUAUUUCAGCUAGUUAUCCGGGGAUUGGAUCAAUUCAAAGGCCGUGGUUCUCAUAUCUUUGUGUGCCGUAGCACAUUUUAGCAAAAAACAAAAAUAUGUAUCCCACAAAGUUGUUCAUGCAUGUCACAGUGAGCUGUGCACCAUGAACACAAGGGUAAACAAACACAAAAGCCACUGGACAAGGUUUGACAUUCAUGAAGCUUAAUUGUGGGCUCUAAUGUGCACUUGGUAAAAGUAUAAUGAAUACAAAGCGAUUAUUUUUUUUCCUCAUUCUGGCAUUUUGGCUGAGGGCACAGUUUCGCUUCCUACAGGCCACACAAGUUGACGACCACUGCGAUGGGGGUGAUUCAGUUAUUAGUGUCUUAGAAAUGACUCUAUUGAAGGGUGCUGUGGCCAAAUGGACAUAUGGAAAGGGGCUUAUGUGCCUAGAUUUUAAAGGAAGCUCUUUAAUUCCCCAUGGUGUUGUUCAUGAACGCACGCCACACUACAUUGGCCCUGCUUGUCAGUCACCACUGAAACGUAAAAAUAAUAAAUAAAUAAAAUAAAAAAAAUGUACAGAAGCAAAACAGCCUAGAUUAUUGCUGCAAUACCUAAAAUGUGUAGUGGUUGAGCAUCAUGAGGUGUAAAGCAGGCAGGCCAAAGUCAUGUUUUCUUUUCUCCUGGCUUCCUUUAACACUUUCUGGAGUCACAGCCACAUGUUUUGUCUUUGAACCCAGCAUGGCGUCCUUCUCUGUGGGCCUCAGUGGACUGGGGUUUUUAUUAAGAGCAAACAAUAAACAGUUGUUCAUUA
This is a messenger RNA of Myripristis murdjan (pinecone soldierfish), 5173 nucleotides long. It is a transcript of the gene lsm14aa, whose product is annotated as LSM14A mRNA processing body assembly factor a. The record is from RefSeq and is a predicted model, not a curated record. Gene Ontology annotation, biological process: cytoplasmic stress granule assembly; P-body assembly. The transcript is spliced from 10 exons. Lineage: Eukaryota; Metazoa; Chordata; Actinopteri; Holocentriformes; Holocentridae. The coding region runs from base 175 to 1740 and encodes 521 amino acids. Gene Ontology annotation, molecular function: mRNA binding. Gene Ontology annotation, cellular component: P-body.